This is a messenger RNA of Dimorphilus gyrociliatus, 2624 nucleotides long. NCBI's taxonomy places the organism in Eukaryota, Metazoa, Annelida, Polychaeta, Dinophilidae. The record is from the annotation of a GenBank genome assembly.
AUUGAUUAAGUUUGUCGGAGCAUGAGCCUUUCUUAAGGCCACGAUCUCAGAUUUACAAUAAUGCUCUAAAAAUAUGAGUUCUAUCUUAUGAUAUAAUAUGAAAUAAGGCCUAUAUGUGUCUAAACAUAUAUAUUUAAGUAUAUACAUAUUUGUUAUAUGUAUAUGCAUACAUGUUGAUAAAUAUGCUUGUUUACAGAUAUACGUAUAUUAUUUUCAAUAAGUACAUUAAUAUCGUAUAAGAAAGGAGAAUGACACGAAAGGACUGAUAAGGUUUUAGACGAAUUGUUACGGUAACAGCACAUUUUGUUACAUAUUUCUAUUUAUAUAUUACUAGCUUUAUAUUUAGAUAAAAUACAUUUUUCACAAAAUGGUAUACGAAAUAAUACUAUUAAAUAAUAAUAUUUUAUAGAAUCACAUUUUGCUAAAUGAUCACUCGAACAAGACUAAAUUCAACUUCUUCAGACGAGGAUUGCAUACUCCUGUUUCGGAGAUUAUGCAUUAGAAUUUUAAGAUCUCGGAAGCUUUCAAUUUGCAUUUGUGGGCUGGUUGUAUUUUGGGUAUGCUCAGCCUUUGUUCUGGUUCCUGUUGGAGAUUCUGUAAAUAAAUAUGAAAAAGAUAUUUAUCAUAAAACGGAAAAUAUCGUCCUGCCAAAAGGUUCAAUAAUUGUUAAUAAAACCCAAUUGGAUAGAUUGUUAAAUCGAAUAAAUGAAUUGGAACAAAAAUUGAAAGAAGUACCAACUUCAACCAAGGCACCAGUUACUGAGAAGAAGGACAAUCAUAUCAAUGCUGAUGUAUCAGAAACUUCUUGUGAUGCUCCAAACGAUCAAUCCUUUCCUGAUUGUCAGGCGAAAAUUUCUUGGAUGAAAAUUCAUUGGAGAAGUGAUAAAUGUUACUCAGAACAUGGCGUAGAUGGUACAAUGUGUUCGUUCCGAAAAUAUUUAUCAGAAGUAGAGUGGUUUUGUCCUCUAUUACCGGGAAGAAAAAGAUUUCAAUCUGAUGAUAAUCAAAAUGUAAAUAAAGCAAAAUGGAAUCCAGAUAUGGAAGGAUUAAUGCAACUCCUUCAAGAAAAGGGAUCCAGGGUAACUCUUGGCUGGAUAAAACAGCGUAUUAAGGGAAUGUGGUCUAAAUGGCAACAAGCUGUUAAUACUUUUCAUAAUAGAACCAUUGAAGUUGGUCCAAGAUUAAAAAUCUUACUCCAUCUAGGCUUACUGACGAAGCAAUCUAAUUUCAAGAUUGCUGAAUUACAAUUCAAAGGGGGCCCUUUGGGUGAAUUAGUCCAAUGGGCAGAUAUUAUAAGUUCACUUUAUGUUAUGGGGCACAAUAUCCAAAUAACUACAGAAGUAAAUCAAUUGCAGAGAGCGUUAGGUGGCACGAGUCAUGCUUCUAGUUGUCCACCUGUGCCAGGUAGAUCAUCAAAUGAAGCAGAGAUUAUAUACACCGAUAUAGCAGGCUUAAAACAGCUGAAAAAAAUUAUUAAAGGUGGUUACGGCCAGGUUCGUUGUAAAUUACGAAUUGUCGAUUCUUUUGGAACAGAGCCAGCUUAUAAUCAUGAGGGUUAUGCAAAAAGUCAUAGACAAUUCAAAUCAGCCUGGGCUAUGCAUAACCUCAAUCCAAGACAAUUUUUUACAAUGUUUCCCCAUUCCGACGAUAACUCCUUUAUGGGAUUUGUUGUUGAUAUGCCAGUCUUUUCGACUCCGAUUCCUGAAAAAGAAAAUAUAGCAUUAGUAUAUGGCAAGCAUGAAAACUAUUGGGGUACCAAAGAAAAAUAUCUUGAGGUAUUUAAAAAGUAUUUAGAUGUUCAUGGUACUGUUUUUGUACCUAACCCACCUUCAAAAAUCAUCCCAAGUUGGGUUCAAAAUCAUGGUUUACUUAAAGCUACUGAUUUAAUGACUCUCCUUCAAAGAUCAAAGGUCUUCGUUGGCUUAGGCUUUCCAUAUGAGGGACCAAAUCCACUGGAAGCCGUAGCAGCUGGAGCAAUCUUCAUUCAACCCAAGUUUAAUCCACCUCACUCCUCUUUAAACAAACCAUUUUUUAAGGGAAAGCCUACUUCUAGGGCUUUGUCGAGUCAACAUCCCUAUGCUGAAGAAUUUAUAGGCGAACCUCAUGUUUUUACUGUUGAUAUAGAUAAUAAAGAGGAGUUAGAAUUAACUAUAAAAAAUGCUUUAAAGGCUCACGAAGAGAAGAGGGUGUACCCUUAUCUUCCUAAAGAAUUUACACCUGAAGGAAUGAUAGAAAGGCUAUCUGCCUUCUUAAAUCAUCAAGAUUUCUGUUCGCCAUCUCGGUUAAGAUGGCCACCUGAUUCUUCUGUUCAAUUGUUAAUGAGUGAAAAGGGACAGAGCUGUUCUGAAGUCUGCAGAAAACAUAAAAGGAUAUGUGAAGCAAGCCAUUUCGAGCGUUUAAAUACAGAACAAUCUUUGAAAAAUAUAUUGGGCACCUCAUGUCGUUCAGUCAGGAGGGAAGAGGAUAUUUUUUAUCCGGCCUUCCAACCAUCCUCCUCUGUUUGUAUUUUACAAAGAACACCGUUAUUAUUCAGUUGUGUAGGAGCUAAACAUGAUCUUGUGAGAUUUUGUCCAUGUAGAGAUUUUAUAUCUGGACAAACUGCUCUUUGUUCUCAGUGUAUUUGA